Molecule: messenger RNA, 2698 nt
Organism: Capsicum annuum
Lineage: Eukaryota; Viridiplantae; Streptophyta; Magnoliopsida; Solanales; Solanaceae
Product: 3-ketoacyl-CoA synthase 11
Exons: 2
Coding region: 745-2283 (512 amino acids)
Biological process (GO): fatty acid biosynthetic process
Cellular component (GO): membrane
Molecular function (GO): acyltransferase activity, transferring groups other than amino-acyl groups
Source: RefSeq, a predicted model, not a curated record
GGAAAAGAAAAGAAAAAAAAAUAAAAAAUCGAAAAGUUGGGUUCUAAGUGUUGUGGAUUCUAGCAGCCAGGCACAACUCAUUAUCAGGUUGAGUGGUCAAAUUCGAUAGGUUCAUGGCCACAGUCCAAAAUCUUUACAAAAUCAAAAUUCUCUCUUACAAUCCUUCACAUCUCAACCCUCCAUUUUGAAGUUUCAACGUUUCAAGAUUCACUGUUUCUAUCCCCCCCCCCUCCCCCGUCCGCCGGCCUCCCCCGAACCUUCGCCCCACGUUCUUGGCUGCCCCACAAACAAGUGUAUGUACAACUAUACAACAUUGUUGUAAUUUCUCAUUGUGUUGCCUCCUCCAUGCACUCUCUUUAUUAUUUAUUAUAAACCUCAUUAUAUCUCUAUUUUCAAAUCACCAUUCUCUCUCAUUCUCUCUCAUACAGACACACAGUACAUAGGAAUCUCCGUUGUGGGCUGUUUGGGUUUGUCUGCGUUGACAUAAGAUGGUUCUCUAAUUUUGGACUGAGUGAGGUUUUAAAUCCCAUUUCUUGUUAGAUCUGUCUGUUUUUAGAAACCCCUUGUUGUUGUUAAACCCUUAGACCUUGUAAAAAUUCAAUCUUGGAACUUCCUAUAACCUUUGGACCUUAUAACCUUAUAAAAAUUCAAUCUUAGAUCAGUGAGUAACCUUUUGAGCUUAAAGAUUCCAAUUUUGUAUCCUUGAACUUCCUAUUGUCUGUAGAGUUUGUUGAGUUCAUCAAAAUGAGUGAAUCCAAACCAGAAGUGCCAGUUAACAACCCCCCUUCUUAUGCAAGAAACUUUCCUGAUUUCAAACAAUCUGUGAAGCUGAAGUAUGUGAAACUUGGUUAUCAUUACCUCAUUACUCAUGGAAUGUACCUAUUUUUAUCCCCUUUAGUUAUUGUCCUUGCUGCUCAACUCUCUACAUUUUCGCCUAGUGAUUUGUAUGUUCUUUGGGAGCAGCUUAGGUUCAAUCUCAUAUCUGUGGUCAUUUGUUCUACCCUUUUGGUCUUCUUGUCCACCCUCUAUUUCCUAACCCGUCCUCGUCCUGUAUACCUUGUUAACUUCUCGUGCUAUAAGCCUGAAGAUGCUAGGAUAUGCACAAGGAAGAUUUUCAUGGAGAGGUCUAAGUUGACUGGUUCGUUCCCUGAUGAAACUCUUGAGUUCCAGAGGAAAAUUCUUGAGAGGUCUGGCCUUGGUGAAUCAACGUAUCUCCCUGAAGCUGUGCUUAGGGUACCACCAAAUCCAUGUAUGGCAGAAGCACGAAAAGAAGCUGAGACUGUUAUGUUUGGUGCCAUUGACGAGCUCCUUGCUAAAACUGGUGUUAAGCCAAAGGAUAUUGGAAUUCUUGUUGUAAAUUGCAGCUUGUUUAAUCCGACACCCUCGUUGUCUGCAAUGAUUGUGAACCACUACAAGCUUCGUGGAAACAUCGUUAGCUACAAUCUAGGUGGAAUGGGUUGCAGUGCCGGUUUAAUCUCAAUCGAUCUUGCAAAAGAUCUUCUUCAAGUCCACCCCAACACAUAUGCCUUGGUGCUCAGCAUGGAAAACAUCACCCUGAACUGGUAUUUUGGGACCGAGAAAUCCAUGCUGCUUCCAAAUUGCUUAUUCCGUAUGGGAGGUGCUGCUGUAUUGCUCUCCAACAAAGGAUCUGAGCGAAGAAGAUCAAAGUACCAGUUGGUGCAUACUGUCAGAACUCACAAAGGUUCUGAUGACAAGUGCUUUUCUUGUGUUUACCAAAUGGAAGAUCCCAAUGGAAAAGUUGGAGUAUCUCUGUCGAAGGAUUUGAUGGCAGUAGCUGGCGAUGCUCUAAAGACCAAUAUCACCACAUUGGGUCCUCUUGUGCUUCCCAUGUCCGAGCAGUUGCUUUUCUUCGCCACCCUCGUGGGAAGAAAACUUUUGAAGAUGAAGAUCAAGCCUUAUAUCCCAGAUUUUAGAUUGGCCUUUGAGCAUUUCUGCAUUCACGCCGGUGGUAGAGCUGUGUUAGAUGAAAUAGAGAAAAACCUCCACCUCACUGACUGGCACAUGGAGCCUUCAAGGAUGACAUUGUAUCGAUUUGGAAACACCUCAAGCAGUUCCCUUUGGUAUGAAUUGGCCUACUCAGAAGCUAAGGGAAGGAUCAAGAGGGGAGACCGAACUUGGCAGAUAGCAUUUGGUUCAGGGUUCAAAUGUAACAGUGCAGUUUGGAAAGCCUUACGAUCAAUUAAUCCGGCCAAGGAGAAGAACCCGUGGAUGGAUGAGAUCGACCAAUUCCCCGUGGAUGUUCCAAGGAUUGCAAAAAUCUAACAAUCCAAUGGCGCUUUCGUUUAGUAUAGUGUUCCAUCAAAAUCGCAGAUGAUUAUUCUUUUAUCAGUUGCCAUGUGCCAUGAUGUGCUGUUCAGUUGUUUCCUUGUGAUUCUCAAGUUAGUCUAUAGCUGAUCUAAUUCUAUUUGAGAAGCUUAGAUAGGGAAUUCUACUUGCUAUCAAAUGUAUUAUGAGGAUCAAGUAAGUGUUAUUCUCAUUUUGAUGUUUCUGGAUAUCGAGUUUAGGAUCAUUAACUUAUUGUUAAUUUGGAAUUCAGAGGGUAAUUACUGAAUAUCUAUGAGUUGAUAUUCGUGUACCUAUUUCUUAUUCGUGAUUUAUCCUAGAGAAUUAUUCAUCAUGUAAUGUUGAUUGUUUAAUCAGUGCAACACAAUGUGGACAGCAGUUGUUAAUGUGUCAA